This is a messenger RNA of Paramecium sonneborni, 2563 nucleotides long. Lineage: Eukaryota; Ciliophora; Oligohymenophorea; Peniculida; Parameciidae. The record is from the annotation of a GenBank genome assembly.
GUGUGAUUAUGAUUUAAUUAUUAUGCCUUUCGUUCCUAUUUCUAAGUUUGACUUAAUCAGCUUAUAUAAUUGAUUCUGCUGUUGAUCAAGUAUUUUGGUGUGGAGGUUCAAUUAUUGUAACACCUGAUGAUGAUGUGGUCGAAUAAAAAAAUGAAGCUUAAUAACAUAGAAAAAUAUUAUUUGUUCUUUCAAAUAAGGGAUUUGCUUAUAGAUCGACUGACUAUGGGUAAAAAUGGGAAAAUGUUACAUAAAUAUUAAUAGAAUAAUAGAAAUUAGAUAGCAAUUAUAAAUUUAAAGAUGUAAUGUAAUCUCCUGCAGAUUCUUUUACUAUGUAUUUUAUUGGAUAUAAUCAAUCUUUUAUCAGUUAAGAUUGUGGAAGAACUUACAAAACCUUUAAUGAUAAUAGAUUAUAUGGUUUUAGAUUUAAUAAACUAAAUAAAGAUUAAAUACUUGCAUUUUAAGAAAAGAAAUGUAAUAAGACAGAUAAAAGCUGCAAAGAACAAUAUAAGAGAGAACUUUGGGUAACAAAAAAUGGUGGUUAAAUAUGGUAGCCAGUAUUUGACCAUGUUAGAGAUGCAGCAUGGGAUAAAUUAAUUCAUUAUGAAAUGGUACCAGAUAUGCGAAUAAUUGUAUCUCAUGUUGAUACUUAAGGUGAAUUAAAGGUAUCUUAUUCAGAUGACUUUUUUAAAACAAUUAAAUAAAUAGAAAAGGAUUGUUUUGGAUUUUAUUAAACACCUACUUAUCUAUUUUUAUUAGUUAGACCAGAUUAGUAUAGUGUUGGAUAUGAUUUAAAAAUGUCACCUCAUUUAGGGGAAACUUAUUUCCCAUAAGAGAUUGUGUUACCAAUUGAUGAUCAAAGCAAACAUACUUUUACUGUAUUAGAUGUUACUGAUAGUAUUGUAUAUAUGUCAGUUGCACAUGGUGAAGAAUUAUCAAAGGUAACUAAUAUUUAUAUGAGUGAUGGCAAUGAAUUCACAGUAUCACUUUUGGGAAAUGUUAGAAGUCAAGAUACUGGACAUUGUGAUUUUGAAAAAAUUAAAAGUAUGAAAGGAGUUUAUAUUGCUAAUAUUUUUGAUUAUGAUGAAAUUGAGAAAACUAAAUAAAGAAGAAAAAGAAUUAAUUCUGAAAGAGAAAUGAAACUUUAAAAUUCUGAUAGGUUAGACUAAUAUAAGAAAUCUGUAAUUACUUUUGAUUUAGGAGCAGAAUGGCAUUCAUUAAAAGCACCAAAAUAUUCUUAUUAAGGAUAACCUUUAAAUUGUAAUGGAGAUUGUAGUCUUCAUUUAAAAGGAAGAACUGAAACUACAUCAUUAAUUUAUAGUAGUGAAUAAGCUGUAGGAAUUAUUAUUGGAACUGGAAAUACAGGAUUAUAUCUUGAUAGUUAAGAAACUAAUACUUAUUUAUCAAGAGAUGGAGGUCAUAAUUGGUAUGAAAUAUUGAAUGGAACACAUAUUUAUGAAAUUGGUGAUCAUGGUGGACUCAUUGUUUUCGCAGAAUCAGAAUCCUAUACUAAUGUUGCUAAAUUUACAUAAGAUGAAGGUCUAACCUUUCAAGAUAUUAAAUUAAAUAUCACUUUAGACAUUGAUAAUAUAGUAACUGAACCAUCAAAUGAAGAAUAGAAAUUCUUAAUUUAUGGUAGAAUCAAAUAAACAGAUAAUCCUUAAGAAGAUUUCUGGAAUAAAUAUGAUUCUAUUAUAGGUGUCUUAAUUCCUAUUGAUCUUUCAAAUGUCUAUUAAAGAGUGUGUAAAGGAAGUGAUAAUCCUGAUGAUCCAAAUUCUGAUUAUGAAUAUUGGUCUCCAUAAAAUUAUUAGUAAUAAAAAUGUUUAUUUGGCUAAAAAGUCAAAUAUUAAAGAAAAAAAAGAGAAGCAAAAUGUAAGAAUCCUGAAAUCGUCAAAAAAUUAUUAGUUGAGAAAUGUCCUUGUACUGCAGAGGAUUGGGAAUGUGAUUUAGGAUUCAUGAGAAAAAUAGAUGGUGGUGAAUGUAUUCCAAUGACAUAUGGAUUUUCAUCUUCUCCACCUCCUAUUAAAUGUACAGGCACUUAUAUGAAAUCACAAGGCUAUAGAAAAAUACCAGGAGAUGAAUGUGAAGGAGGGUAAUAAAUUAUUAUAAUUAAUAGAGUGUAUUUAGGACCUAUUGAAUAAGAAUGUCCUACUGAAAAAACUAAUAUUUAAAUUAAUCAAAUUAUAACGGACAAACCUAUAAUUAAAAAUGAUUAGAAAAAUUAAGAUAAAUUUGAUUCAUAAACUCCUAUCUUUUAAACAUAACCAAUAUCAUCAAAUAAAUCUUUUUAGAUUUUAGAUUAUGCUGAUUACAUAAUUAUUUCUAUUAUAGUUUUAAUCCUCUUUUAUUUCAGAAACUCAAUAUUUUAUAUUGUCAAAUAAAUUUUUGCAGCUUCAUAAGUAAAUACCAACCGAAGUACAUUUAUAAAUUUUAUAUUAUUUUAGAAAAAAGAAGUUAUUAUCCACCAACUGAAGAAGAAAUGUAAGAGAAAAAAUAAAAAGCAGCUAAGAAACGAUUAUUUGGUAUCUAAUCAACUAAGGAUGAAGAUGAAGAAGCAGGAUUGUGA